CAGACUUGGCCGCGAUACGACAGCUGCUGGAGAGCGAGACGGGCGGCACAACCUGUCCCAGUUGUAACAUGCCCUUUGACAAGGGCAAAAAGAGAAAGCUGAUCGACACCUGCGGACAUGAGCGCUGCUACUCCUGCAUGUUCAGGAACGAAGCGUGCCCCAUCUGCGCCAGGAACAGUCAAGGGCGACGGCAAGUCAUGGAGAGAUACACGCCGUCCCCGCAGCGCCAGGAUCAAGACUGGCAGUCGCCGAUGCGGCUGCCCAAGCCGCCGAAGCAACCCACCAACCUAGCCCAGAGCUGCCCCACACCGCCUCACACCAGAAGAAGAUUCUUCCUCAGCCCCAAAUCCCUCCGAAGCCCCUUCGGCCAGCGCGCCUCCCGGCACUCGCACGAAGCCCACGUGCCUCUAUCCGGAUUACCAGAAGAAGGUCCGAGGACAGCGGCGUGGCCAAGCCUGGUCUUCAAUAAGAUCAGGUCGCUUUGGUCGGCACACUCGUCCGUGCCACAGGGGCUGAACCAGUUGACAGAUGAUGAAGGAGGCCACAUCAAGCAAGGCUACGAGUCGCGGAGACAGAACGACUUGUACGUGCGCCUCGGCCUUUUGCUCGGCGAGCGGCGCAGCGCUCGGAACAAGGCUCGGGACAGCUGCACGUCCCUCGCGUCUCUGGACGCGCAUACGCUGGCCUCACACAACACUAGCCCGGUGUCAACUCUAACAGGCUCCUCGGAGGUGGAGGCAGCCACGCCGUUAGGGCGAGAUUCGCUCGGCUCUCUGGCAUCAAUGUCGCUCUCCGCUGCCAGCAACUGUUCCUCUUCCAGCCCUGGCAGCAGGAGGCAUUCCGUCAAUGCUUUACAAAGCGGCAGGUCGGAAGAGUUGACCCGCAUGUCCAGUGGUUUCUUCAAGACCAGGAAGACUGCAGCCAGAAGGUCUGCGAGGGUCAGCAGCAAACAGUCCUCGUCUUCUUCAGAGAUUAAAAAAGUUCACCCAGCCCCUCAACUGACGCUACGACCUUUAUUCUUCGAAGUUCCAUCCACCGACAGCCAAAGUUGUUUCUCAGGCCGCCAAUGGCUGAUGAAAGACAUGGAGAAAGCAUUGGAAUCAAGUUCCUCAGGAAUCAUGAUCUCAGGGUGUCCAGGCACAGGAAAAACUGCGCUAAUACUGCAGUUGGUGGAAUAUUCCUGCUUUGGUCGGAAGAGGAAUUACGAAUAUGAGGAGCUCAGAGAACAAUCAGACAUCAGGGAGUUACUACCUGAAGAGUUAACAGCAGGAAUGUUUACUCAUCUGGCUUCACACGUCGUUGCUUAUCAUUUUUGUCAGGCUGACAACAACAGCACGUGCUUGGUUGGAGAGUUCGUCCAUUCCUUAGCAGCACAACUUUGCCAAGCCCCGAGGCUACAAGCUUACAGAGAAUAUCUCCUCAGUGAGCCACAUCUGCUAGCAUGUCUUUCACUCAAAGAGUGCAUCGCAGACCCAGACCUAGCCUUCAUGAGAGGCAUCAUCGAACCACUUAACAUUUUGAGGAAGAAUGGAAGCAUUGACACAGGCAAUAGCAUCAUUCUUGUCGAUGGCCUUUGCGAAGCUGAAUACCAUAGACCAGAUCACGGAUAUACCAUUGCAUCUUUUAUCGCAAGACACAUCGCUGAAAUGCCAACAUGGCUCAAAGUUGUAGCUACAGUCAGGACGCAAUUCCUAGAACUAACGAAACAGCUGCCAUACACACGACUAAGUCUAGACGAAUCUGAUAACGUCAACAAGGAUCUACUUGAAUACUUCAACGCGAGAGUUCAAGCCGCGCCCAUUAUAGAGACAAACAUCAAAUGCUCUACUGGAAAAUCCGAAGGAGUCCACAAUUCUGUAUUGAAAUUCGCACAAUACGUGCUACAUUUGAGCCAAGGCUCGUUUUUGUUCCUGAAACUAAUUUUAGAUUUAUUAGAAAAGAGUCAUAUCGUUGUGAAGUCGACAAACUACAAGGUGGUGCCGAUAUCUCUAGCACAGAUCUUCCUACUACAAUUCAAUUUACGGUUCCCAACAGUACAAUCGUUUGAGAAAAUCACGCAUAUUUUGAGCGUGUGCCUAGCAGCUCUCUAUCCGCUAACUUUAGUAGAGAUUUACUAUUCAGUAAACUCAUUGUUAGUGAACACUUUUCUACCGUGGGAUGAAUUCUGUGAUAGAUUUGAAAGCCUCAGUGAAUUCUUGGUAAAGAGAAUCGACAAUACCUACAUGUUUUUCCACCCCUCGUUCAGGGAAUGGUUAAUACGAAGAGAUGACAAUGAAAGCUCUAAAUUCCUGUGUGAUUUGAGGGCGGGGCAUUGUGGAAUAGCGUACAGGCUAUCUAGGGUACAAGCACCGUUAGAUUCAGAGAAGUCAAUGGAAUUAGGACAUCACAUUUUGAAAGCCCACAUGUACAGAAACCUUGGUCCAGCUCAACUAGGUUUGUGCCCUAGAGAUUUACAAGCGAUGAUGGUAGCCACAAGUUCAGCCAAUGUUGGUGAAGCUAUUGCCCAUUUGAGAAACAUUUACACGCCUAAUGUGAAAGUAUCUCGGCUGAUGCUUUUGGCUGGUGGAUCUCCAAAUCAGAUCACAGAAUGCCUUGGAAAUGCUCCGUUAUUAUGCAUGUACGCGUAUCAAGGAAUCCUUGCAAUGGUCGGAUUGUUGAUAGAGUUUGGAGCAGAUUUGGAAAUGACCAACUCCCAAGGAUGUACUGCGUUAUCUUUGGCAUGUCAACGGGGUCAUGUCGAUGUUGCCAGAAGACUUAUUGCUGCAGGAGCAUCACUAAGUCACACAGAUACAGCAGAACAAACACCACUAGUGCAUGCAGCUAAAAAUGGACAUAGAGAUACGGUGAUCUACCUUCUCGGCUGCCAGACUGGAAGGGAUGACAGGAAUUCUAUAGACAUAGAUGAAGAGAACAUAGAACAGCUAGUCCCAGGGUCCAGACACGCUCUCAUUGCUGCAGCGCAGAAUGGUCACUUGGACAUCGUGGAGUAUCUGCUAGAUACUGCUGAAUUAAUACCCGACGGUAUCUGUCCAGUGACAGGCGAGACUGCGUUGACAGCUGCGUGUUCAACUGGCAACGCUGCUAUUGCUGACGCUCUCCUCAUCAGAGGAGCGACUCCAUACUCUUUAAAUGCCCGACAGAUGUCGCCUUUAGCACUAGCUGCUAAGAAUGGGAGAACAGCACUGGUUUUGAGGCUAUUGGAUUCGGGCGCUGAUGUCAUGGGAUCGGGAGGGAAGAACCCUUUGACUUUGGCAGCAGCGGAGGGACACGCUGAUGUAGUGGAGAUGCUUCUAAAUCAUGGUGCGGACCCUGACGCGGUGGAUGCAGAUGGAAUUUCGCCUCUGGGAUGGGCGUGCUUAAGAUCAAGAAUACCGACAAUGGUCGUAUUGUUAGACAAAGGCGCUACCAUUGACCAACCCGAUCUCAGUGGAAGGACUCCCCUGGGUCUUGCCUGCGGUGGCCCAGCUGACCUCGUGGAGAUUCUUCUAGAAAGAGGAGCUUCGUUGGAGAAGGUGGAUCACAGCGGCUUAAGGCCUUUGGACAGAGCUAUUGGGCAGCGGAAUGUUCAUGUCGUCAACUGUUUCCUUAGAAAAGGUGCGAAACUUGGCCCCACUACUUGGGUUAUGGCGUCAGGCAAACCAGAAUUUAUGCUAAUACUGCUCAACAAACUAUUAGAAGACGGAAACAUGUUGUACCGCAAAAACAGACCAUCGGAGGCUGCCCACCGCUACCAAUACGCGCUGAAGAAAAUCAACACACUGAUCAGCGACGAAGGUCUGACCACGUCGGGAGCUCAGCCAGUGCCUCAUGAACACGUGUCAGCUUUUGUGCAGCUGAAGACACAUUUGCUGUUGAACUUGUCGAGGUGCAAGAGGAAAUUGAAUGAACCAUCAGAGGCUUUAGACCUAGCAGCUCGCGCGUCAGUUCUACGUCCAAACGCUUUUGAGUGCGCAUACGCUAUGGCCCGAGCCAUUCUAGCAUUGAACAAACCCUCCGAAGCCCUACCCCACGCCAGAAGAGCUUUACUCCUAGCGCCAUCUACAGACAUGUCAGCCGUGAGAACGCUAAAGGCCCUACAACAAGAGAUUCUCACAAGGAUCAACGCUGGGUCUCAUAGUCUAAAUGGUGACACUAGAUCUAUGAGAAACUUUGACACCAUCAGCUUAAAUAUGCCUUGAAACUGACAUUUAUUUAUGUACUAUAACAAAAUUAGCAAUAUGGAAUAUAUCUUACGUGUACAUAAAAAUGUAAAUGAUCAAACAUUCGAACGAAAGCGAACGAUUUUGUAGGGGUAAUAAAAAUGCUUUUAAAUUUUGAUUAAAAUAGUUAUCUGAUCAAGAUUUAAUUGUUUUCAUUUAAGUUUAAACUUAUAAACAUGAUUUACUUACAUAAUGCCACCUCACUGUACUUUUAUUUUAAGUUCUAUUUACUGUUUUAAUUGUAUCAAUAAUUUGUAUUAAUCUAAUAUGUAUAAUGCUAUUUGUGCAGAUAUAGUGAUAUCUCUUAUGUUAUGUGAUGAAAUAUGUUACUAUGUAAAUAGUUGUAGUCCUACUUAUUACAUUUUAUGAUUGACAUUGUACAUUGUCUUAUUUUAUUCAUUUUAGUUAAGCCUCGAAUAUAAUUGUCAUUUUGUAUUAUUGCUUGCCAUGGACACUUUGGAAUGCUUUAAUUUUUUGUUACGUUUAAAUAAAACAAUAGAAAAAAUAUUAAAAUUAAUUGGUGCCUUAAUAAAUUCAAGUUAGAGAAACAAUGCAAUGUAUAUUUAAAUAUUUUUGUUGUUAUUAUUUUUAAUAGGUUUUGAGUGAAACUCAUUUGCCCGCGCCCUUGCUUUAUUUUAAUUUAUUAAAGACAAGUUUUAUGAAAAAUAAUUUGUAAUAAAAUUAUGUAGGCAUGUGUUUUUGUGAGUUUUGGAUGACAUUAGAGUGGUUUAAAACUUUAAAAUAAUUUUCUAUUCUAUUUAUUUAGCGUUUGGUGAAAUUUUAAAUUUAAAAGUUAGAUGAAAUUUACAGUAAAUUAAUGAUGAUUUUCAUAAAAUGUUUGUUAAUUACCAUGUUUUAUGAAUUAUUCCUUGGUGGUAAAUAUUAAAUUAAUUUUUUGUUUAGUGUGUCCUAUAUUUUUUCCAAAAUACUGUAUUUAAAUACAGAUAGAGUACUUUUUAUAGGUUAAUAAAUUUACCUUGUUUGAGCUAUAACUGUAUUAAAAAAUAUAAAAACUGGUGUAACGUUUUGGAUUUUUAUAAAGACUGACAUAAAAUUGGUGACAUUGAAAAUGCUGAAAUCACCGUAUUGUAGACAGUUAAGGAGUAUUUUAAGUACAAUAGUUACUGUGACAGUACAUAAUUACUUUAAUUAUCUGAAUAAAAAUUUCAUAUUGCUUUA
Ostrinia furnacalis (Asian corn borer) is the source of this 5378-nucleotide messenger RNA. RefSeq names its product zinc-RING finger and ankyrin repeat domain-containing protein rolling pebbles (gene rols). Gene Ontology annotation, molecular function: protein binding. The transcript is spliced from 15 exons. NCBI's taxonomy places the organism in Eukaryota, Metazoa, Arthropoda, Insecta, Lepidoptera, Crambidae. The record is from RefSeq and is a predicted model, not a curated record. Bases 69 to 4178 code for a protein of 1369 amino acids.